GCGGGGGGAUCGGUCCCUUCCCGUGAAAAAACAGCAAAAUGGCGUUUCCUCCCCCUCGGGGUUUCCAGCCCCGUUCCCGGGGCAUCCCCAGUGCCCGGGGCCCCCGGGGGCCGGUCGGUGUCCGCAGUGCGGGGUCCCCCCGUCAGUGUGUCACAGCCCCUGCCCGUUGCGGGUUAAAAUCUAUUUAUCGGGCAUUAAUUAUUAUGAUCUCCUCUUUCCCCACCACAACAGGUUUCCUGCAUUUGGGUGGCCUGCGCACUGCAUUAUACAAUUACAUUUUUGCUAAAAAGAACCAAGGGACCUUUAUUUUGAGACUGGAGGACACAGAUCAGAACCGGGUGGUGCCUGGAGCUGCAGAGGGAAUCGAGGACAUGCUGGAGUGGGCAGGUAUUCCCCCAGAUGAGAGCCCUCGCCGUGGUGGUUCCUUUGGGCCCUACCUGCAGUCGCACCGGCUCGAGCUGUACCGGAGCGCCAGCGACGCGCUGCUGGAGAGCGGGGCCGCCUACCGCUGCUUCUGCACCCCCCAGCGCCUGCAGCUGCUGAAGAAGGAGGCUUUGCGGAGACAGCAGACCCCACGAUACGACAACCGGUGCCGGCACUUGACGCCUGCAGAAGUGGCUGAGAAGCUGUCGCAGGGCCUGGACUGGGUGGUGCGGUUCCGCCUGGAGAAGGGUGUGCAGCCCUUUCAGGACCUGGUGUACGGCUGGAGCAGGCACGAGGUGGCAGACGUGGAGGGUGACCCGGUGAUUCUCAAGGGAGAUGGCUUCCCCACCUACCACCUGGCUAACGUGGUAGACGACCACCACAUGGGCAUCAGCCAUGUCCUGCGGGGAACCGAGUGGCUGACGUCCACGUCCAAGCACCUCCUUCUGUACAGAGCCUUUGGCUGGGACCCCCCACAGUUCGGCCACCUCCCGCUGCUGCUGAACAGGGACGGGGGCAAGCUGUCCAAGAGACAGGGGGACAUCUUCCUGGAGCACUUUGCUCGGGAAGGCUACCUGCCCGAGGCACUGCUGGACAUUAUCACGAACUGCGGCUCUGGCUUCCCAGAGAAGCAGAUGGGGAGGACUUUGGAGGAGCUGAUCUUGCAGUUUGAAAUAGGCAGAAUUACAUCCCAUUCUGCCCUCCUGGAUCUUGAACAACUGCCAGAAUUCAACAGGGUUCACCUCACCCGUCAUAUUGAGAAUGAAGGACUGCGACAGAAGCUAAUCAAGGAGUUGCAGUUGCUGGUGGAGCAGGUCUAUGGGGAUCAACACGUGGAUCCCGAGGUUCUAGAAAAGGAGUAUGUGGAACGAGUCCUCCUGCUGAGAAAAGGCCACAUCAGCUUCCUGAAGAACCUGGUGUCAUCAGAUUAUUCUUACCUGUGGGUUAGGCCCUCGGUGUCCCGAGAGCAGCUACUGACUGUUUCUGCAGAAGUAGAUGAAAUAGGAAAGCUAGUCUUAGGGCUCAUGACAAGUCAGGGGGGUGGUUUGACUAUGGAGGAGUUGAACAAAGAGCUGAGAAGCGUCCAGAAGCAAACCCAGGAGACAAAGUACAGCAGUGUGAUGAAGCUCCUUCGCUUGGCUCUCAGCGGGCAGCAGCACGGACCGAGUGUCGCUGAGAUGAUGGUGACCCUGGGACCCAAGGAGGUGUGCGGGAGGAUACACAAAGCGCUCUCUAGUUGACCCGAGACAGACGACACCGACGUUGGGCCGCGGACUCAGAUGAUGCAGGCAGCACCACAUGUCCUUGUCCUAGACCUGUGUUUUCUGACCUCAGUGUGAUCACCUGUGAUCGGAUGAGCUGGCGUUAGCGCAGGCACUUGUCACCGUGAAGUUUCCAGGUCUGUGUGUGUCUGCAUUAAGCAUCAACCAGCUUGUCUGGGAGAGGAACCCAAUACAGAAUUAGGUCCAUCCUUCUGCUUUCAUCUUGUACAAGGAACCUGGUUUCCCCAUUGGGAGAAAGAGACUUUUAUCAAUGUUUAAAUUCAAACCACGUGGACAGACAGUGAUGCUGUUCCUGAUACCAGCAUGGCUCGUCUGAAAUGAUCGGUCUCUUUCUGGAGAGGCAGUCAGAGUACCUACAGCUACAACUACAAAGGACCCCAACAAAUACUGUGGGGAGGGUAUUUUAAAAUGUAUAUAAAUGUGUAAUAUAUGUAUAUGAUAGCUGGGGCCCUCUUAGCUGCCCUGGUAUCCUGCCGGGCUGGGCGAACUGCUGGGAGAGGGGAACUCUUCACCCUGUGCGCUGUGUCACGCAUGUGAUUCUGCUAAAAGGAUCCCUGAUGAGGAGAUUGGUGUGUCUUUCCUCUUUUUGGAUGACAACCUUUUAAUUAUUAAAUUAACACGGUGACUUUUGA
Messenger RNA from Columba livia (rock pigeon), 2338 nucleotides. It is a transcript of the gene EARS2, whose product is annotated as glutamyl-tRNA synthetase 2, mitochondrial. The transcript has 8 exons. Lineage: Eukaryota; Metazoa; Chordata; Aves; Columbiformes; Columbidae. The record is from RefSeq and is a predicted model, not a curated record. Gene Ontology annotation, biological process: glutamyl-tRNA aminoacylation. Gene Ontology annotation, cellular component: mitochondrion. Bases 39 to 1664 code for a protein of 541 amino acids. Gene Ontology annotation, molecular function: glutamate-tRNA ligase activity; ATP binding; zinc ion binding.